GCUAAAACUUUUUUAAGUCAGUGAAAGCUGUACAUCCAUUAGGAACGGUGUUAGAAGUGACGAACAAAAUGGCGCUAACUCUAUUCCACGCUGCGGUUAUUUCUAUAAAUGUGUAUACGAUCAUGUAUGAUCAAAUGUAUUUGGAACUGCCUUUCACCACUGGAGAGCUUUAUGGAGAACUGAUAUUGAAAGGGCGAUGGUCGCUCGUCACAUUUUGGUGUAUGGGUCUACAGACUGUGUACUUCACAUUGUCCCUGCUGAACGAUCUCAUAGGAACAAACGAACUAUCGCCAUCACCGCAGAAGAAGCCAUUAAUCCGUACCAUCAAGGACCUGACCUUCGCUCUGGCUUUCCCCAUGGCUCUCUUCGUCACCAUAACCUUCUGGGCCCUCUAUUUCUACGAGAAGAACCUGGUUUACCCCGAUGAAAUAGACAUUUUGGUUCCCCAUUGGGUAAAUUUAGUCUUACACGUAUUCAACAGUGUUUUUAUUUGCAUAGAGCUUAAAUAUGCCAAGAUCACCUUCCCUCCCAGAAGUAGUGGGUUACUAUUUUCAUUUUUGUUUAACUUUGGGUACAUAGUUACUGCCUGCCUGCUCCGUAUUCGGACGGGAGCUUGGCCUUAUCCGCUUCUAGAAGUCCUAGAUGGGCCUUCAAUUGUUGUAUUCUUCACCAUAAGCAUACUCAUGGGUUUGUUCUUAUACUUCUUGGGGGAGAAGUUGACUGGUGUUACUUUAAGUUCUAACCACGUGGAUGGUGUUAAUGGAAGUGUGAAGAAGAGGCUAUAAAACUUGGAGUAAUAGAAAUAUAAUAUGUUUAAGCUGUACAGUGGACGUAGUAAUCCGCCCCUGGUUAAUCUGGCGCCCCGGACAGGGGACUUAGUCCGACAUGUUUUAAUGUUGAUUGUAUAUUUUUGGAAAAUUAUUUUCUUUGAUUUGUAAUUUGUCGGAUUACAAGGGCCUCUUCUGCGAAUAAUUCCGGAUUAUUAAGGGUCUUACAGGGCAGUACUCUAAUAGUCUGACAAAUUCGAUAAUCCGACACCGACUUGCAAAACGUUUUUGGAUUACCGCGGGUCCACUGUAGUUACGCACGUGUAAAACAAUUAAAUUUUAUUAAGUUAUAAAAAGAUAAAGAAGAAAGAAGUGUAAGUUUAAUUGUUUGCGUUAAUUAUGUUGUUGUUUACGUGAGUUGACGGUACAUCGAGGUUUUUUAACUGUGGUAUCUUAUCCAUUUUGUAAUAGGUGUUAUUUUGCAACAAAAAUGCAUAUUAUGAUGUGCUUUAGUCAGUAAUUAGGUAUAUUGAGUAUUGCUAUCUCGAGGUGCCGGAUGUAAAACGAGAUACGUACGAGACUCAACAAAAGUGCUGACCUUUUUAUCACUUGUUCUUGUAGUUGAGUGAAAAUAAUUAAAUUCUUUACGGAUGUAGGUUAUUGUUGAUUUGAAAACAAUACGAGAGAAGUUUGAUAAUUUAAAGUAGGCACCUAUUACUAUAUCCUGAAAUACAGGGUGAUUUUGUUAUCAGUAUCCAGCGCACGCAGUGGAAAAAAUGUUGUUUUCUUUACGUAAAUCGAUUAUGUUACUGAUUCUGAGUCGCUCCUAAAAAUUUGGAUAUUAAUUGCAAAGUCACCCUAUAUACUAACUUAACUACCUUCCAUCCGGUUAUUGUAUUAGCAAUUUAUGAUGAUGAUAAUGUAUACUUUUCUGACUUACGUAUUACGUAUCAAUACAAUUCCAGUGUUUCUGGCCCUAUCUGGGACUUGAUACAUUGCAGUGAUGCUAUUAAAUAUUUAGUAUUUGCUUACCUGUGUUAUUUUACUUUAAGAUGAGAAAUUAUAAUACCUAUAAAAUGGUCUGUAAUAUUUUCCAAAGGCUGUGCUUUUUAAUUAAAGAAAUACCUAUUUAAA
Messenger RNA from Ostrinia furnacalis (Asian corn borer), 1901 nucleotides. Its product is annotated as androgen-induced gene 1 protein-like. Gene Ontology annotation, cellular component: endomembrane system; membrane. The record is from RefSeq and is a predicted model, not a curated record. Lineage: Eukaryota; Metazoa; Arthropoda; Insecta; Lepidoptera; Crambidae. The transcript has 2 exons. Bases 69 to 785 code for a protein of 238 amino acids.